Molecule: messenger RNA, 1210 nt
Organism: Botrytis sinoallii
Lineage: Eukaryota; Fungi; Ascomycota; Leotiomycetes; Helotiales; Sclerotiniaceae
Exons: 2
Coding region: 1-531 (176 amino acids)
Cellular component (GO): endoplasmic reticulum; cytosol
Source: RefSeq, a predicted model, not a curated record
AUGGGAAGCGCAGCAGCAAAUCUGCUUGGCAGACAAUUGAAAGAAAUUCAAAAGGCAAAAGAUUUACCUGGCAUAAGCUGUGGGCUUGUGAAGGAUAAUAUUUUUGAAUGGGAUGUUAUGCUCAUGUUGAGUGACGAGUGCAAAUACUAUGGCGGCGGCAACUGGCGCUGUCUUCUCUCUUUUCCCGAAAACUAUCCACAUGCACCUCCAACGCUUACCUUUUGCGAUCCAAUUCCAUUCCAUCCAAAUAUCUACGCGGAUACAGGCGUUCUCUGUAUAUCCAUUUUACAUCCAUCGGGAACAGAUGACUUUGGAUACGAAGAUGCAAGCGAACGAUGGACCCCAAUUCAAACACCAGAAACUAUCUUGUUAAGCGUGGUCAGUCUUAUGAAUGAUCCAAAUGAUAGUAGUCCAGCAAAUGUGGACGCGGCAAAGAUGUGGAGGGAAGCACAAGCAAAUCCCAAGGGCAAAGAGAUGAGAGAGUGGAAGUCAAGAUGCAGGGCAUUAGUCAGACAGAGCUUGGGGGACUAAUGCAGGAUGUUUUCUUCCUUUUUGAGGAGACGGUCGGUUACAAUUUGAAUUAAGAAUGUUGUUGAGAGAUUGAUAUCUGAAAGUCUCGGAGGAAGUAAUUUGUCUAUUCAGGAGUUUCAUCUACGAUUGUAGCACAACAUGGGGGUUGAUGUCGAUUGGAGCGUUGCAUGCUCUAUAUCUUUCGUAAAAACAUGGCAUAGCGCGAGGGGACGAGGAGCGUAUUAAUAUCCAAAUCUUUUGGAGAAUUUAUACCCGUGAACUAUCACUGAUACUGGGAAAGAAAAAAAAAGUCUAUCAUACUCCUUUGAGUCAAAGUUAUCGAUUGGUGUGUAGCUUAUCUGGUUGUUCAUGACUGUAUACACAGCACCAGAUAUUAUGACUCGGUGAUCUUUGAUAUUCUGGACUCAAAAUCAAUUGUUAAGAAUGAAUCUUCUUGGAAAAGGAUAAUUAGAGGUGAAAGCCGAAGAUUAGUACUGACUAUUAUAUGAUCGACACUUGUCGGGUACUCUUAUUGAAGUGUCUGUCUUCCUUGUUAGACCUGUAAGGGCAACUACUAUUAAGGUACUCUGAUGGAUUCUUAGCUCUACAAAGUUUUGGAAACUUACCAAUAUUCUCCAAAUCCAUGUAAAGUCCCAUAUUUCAUACUUCCAUUUAGCUAGUCUCUCAUGAGAAGGCACCC